AUGGCCGGCGAUUUCUCCUCGUCGUUUGAUUCCUUUUUUAGUUCUUGGUACCCGAUCAUUUUAGCCUUGAUCGGGGGCUUUGGAUUUGCUUUCAGGCAAUAUUUACGUGGUACUCCUUAUGAGAGCAAGAAGCAUUUGAAAGGGAAAACUGUUUUGAUUACAGGGGCCACAUGUGGGAUGGGAAAAGCUGCAGCUUUAGCUUUUGCCCAAAGAGGUGCCCGUGUCGUGCUUGCUUGUCGUGACACAGAAUUAGCAGAAAAAGUAAUCAAGGAAAUCCGAGAUACAUGUGACAACAUCAAUGUCAUUGCAUUACACUGUGACCUCAGUUCCAUGGAAUCAGUUCGAGCAUUUGCCAAGGAGUUCAAAAAAUGUGAAUCCCAACUUCAUAUUCUUGUCAACAAUGCAGGUGUAAUGAUGUGCCCCAAAGACUUAACAGAAGAUAAAUUUGAGAUGCAAUUUGGUGUCAAUUAUCUUGGUCAUUUUCUUCUCACCCAUUUGUUGCUGGAUCAUUUGAAGAAGAGCGCCCCAUCACGUAUCAUUAACGUUACAGCCCAUGCACACCAGUUAGGUGUGAUUGACUUUGAUGACAUCAAUCAGGAUAAUGACUACAACCCUGGCCAUGCCUAUGCUCAAAGUAAAUUAGCUGUUGCUUUAUUUACCAUAGAACUUGCUAAACAACUUGAAGGUACAGAUGUGACUGUGAAUUGUGUGAAUCCGGGUGUUGUGAACACAAGUUUGCAUCGUCACAUGCCAUUUAGAAACCAUUCAUUUAUCAAGUUUUGUUUUGCACCAUUUGUUUGGUAUUUGUUCAAAAAACCUGAAGAUGGCAUCAAUUCUAUGCUCUUUUGUGCCCUUGAAGAUUCCAUAGAGCAGACAACUGGCAAAUAUUUUAUGGAAUGUGCUUUGACUGACUGGUCAGAGGCUGUUCAAAAUGAAGAAGUGAGGAAGAAAUUAUGGGAAGAAAGUUUAAAGUGGACAAAAGUUUCCUUUCACAGCUGA
Molecule: messenger RNA, 999 nt
Organism: Acanthosepion pharaonis
Lineage: Eukaryota; Metazoa; Mollusca; Cephalopoda; Sepiida; Sepiidae
Source: the annotation of a GenBank genome assembly